Molecule: messenger RNA, 4050 nt
Organism: Vombatus ursinus (common wombat)
Lineage: Eukaryota; Metazoa; Chordata; Mammalia; Diprotodontia; Vombatidae
Gene: LIMD1
Product: LIM domains containing 1
Exons: 9
Coding region: 388-2520 (710 amino acids)
Biological process (GO): response to hypoxia; negative regulation of hippo signaling; regulation of DNA-templated transcription
Cellular component (GO): transcription regulator complex; P-body; nucleus
Molecular function (GO): transcription corepressor activity
Source: RefSeq, a predicted model, not a curated record
CGCCGCCAGCCCCAGAAGCGGGGAGGGCGCCCUGCUGAUUUAAAGUACAACACGUCUGAGCCCAGCCACGGGCUGACGGAAGGCACGGGACUGCCCAAAGUUUGUGGGAAGAGAGCAGCCACCUGCUUUGUGGAUGUCCCCGCAGGGAGCAGAAGAGCUGGGCGGGAAAGUCGACCAAAUUGUCUCUGCUCAAAGAGUCUGCAGCCCUAUAAAACCUUUUGGGAUUGGAAUCAUGCCACUGGUUUUUGCCACAUGAUAAUAGCAGCUAUUUGAGACUCAAGCCUUCUCCCCAUUGGGUUGUUGCUAUUUUUUUCCAGCAACUCCUUCCUCCUCCCAGUGGGACCAAAGGACCAGUUUCCAGGGGACGGGGCCAGGUGCUGAGACAACAUGGACAAAUACGAAGACUUGGGCCUUGAGGCCAGUAAAUUUAUUGAGGACCUCAACAUGUAUGAGGCAUCUAAGGAUGGCCUGUUCCGAGUGGACAAAGGAGCCAGCAACAACCCUGAGUUUGAGGAGACCAGGAGGGUGUUUGCCACCAAGAUGGCUAAGAUCCACCUUCAGAAGCAACAGCAGUUGCUGCAGGAAGACCUGUUGCAGGGGAGUGGUGGCUCCCUCAAUGGAGGUGGCCGGCUAGCCCCCCAGAUCCCCCCUGCAGGACCCUUCACUCACCGGGAGGCAGGGGGGAGCACUAAGCUAUCCCUGGGGGAUGGAGCUGCUAAACCCCCUCUUGCUUCACAGUCCUUGGCAUCUGGGGCUGGGCCAGUAGCACCAGGCCCUGUGAGUCAGCUGGCCUUUCAAAGUCAGUCACACUCAUCUCUGCCACAGGGUCAGCGGGCCAGGUUGCAGCCUGAGGGCCAGAAGAGAGCUAGCCAGGACUUUAGUUAUGGAAAUGGUACUGGGAAUUCCUCGGCCUCUGGUUUGCAGGGGCUAGAUUCCAGGGGCACUAGUGGUAUCGGCCCUACUCAGGGGGCUUUCUCUUCCCUUUCUCAUGGAGAUUACUAUGACAACUAUCCUGAGCAGAAGUGGGCAGAGGAGCCCACCCAGUUCACCAGUAUCCGACCAAGCAUGGGGAGCUCUUGGCCAGGCUCCAAAACCCCAACUGACCCUCACCUGUACCAGUGCCAGCCAUCACCAAACUCUUGCAGGUCUUUUGAGAGUGGAUAUAAUAGCCAGGAUGGCAGUGGAAGUGAGGGCCACCAGCUCAGUCGGGACUCUGAAAUGAAGCCAACCGGCCAACAGCGGUCAUCUUCCUUCUCCCACACACUCAAUUCUAGAGCUCCUCCCCCACCCCCAGAAAUAGCGGCCCCCUUGGCCCUGCCACAGCAGAGGUCAUCUUCAUUCUCAGCACCGUCCACCCUAGCUGCUUCAGGUACUGCACCUCAGGGAGAUCCGUCCAAAAAAAGUGCUGGGGUAGAAAGGGAUGUUUCUAGUGGUAUGUCCAAACCCACUGAGGACUCUCAGCUCUGGUACCAUGGGAGCCCCAAAUCCUACAUUUCAAGUUCAGUGCCUGCCCCAUUGCCAACCAGCAUUGACUAUCAGCCCCCUGGUGCUGCUUACCCUAAGUCCAUCGACCACUUAGUCCCUCAUGGUCAGACUCCCCAGUCCAAUUGCAAGGACUCUGGCACAAAUCCCAAGCUGGCUUUCCCCAGCCUCUCUUCAGGGCCAGUGUCUGAUGCUCCUGGGCCUGCUUUUAGAGAGGGGCCCAAUAGCUCGCCCCCUGGCAGUGGCCAAGGGAGUGUCCAUCCAGAGAACUCCAGCUCCUCCAAAGUAAAAUUACCCUGUCAGACCCUCCUUCCGCUCCCAGAGCAAGGCUUGUCUGCAGUCGAAUUAAAAUUAGAAGCACUCGCCCAGCGCCUGGAGCAGGACAUGGCUAUUCAUCCCAAGGCUGAUUAUUUUGGAGCGUGUGUGAAAUGCAAUAAGGGCGUCUUUGGAGCCAACCAAGCCUGCCAAGCAAUGGGGAACCUCUACCAUGACAGCUGCUUCACCUGUGGGGCCUGCAGUCGGAAGCUGAGGGGGAAAGCCUUUUAUUUUGUCAAUGGCAAAGUGUUCUGUGAAGAAGACUUCCUGUAUUCUGGUUUCCAGCAAUCUGCCGACAGGUGUUUUGUAUGUGGACACUUGAUAAUGGAUAUGAUCCUGCAGGCUUUAGGAAAGUCGUAUCACCCAGGCUGUUUCCGCUGUGUAAUCUGUAACGAGUGUCUGGAUGGGGUGCCGUUCACGGUAGACACGGAGAACAAGAUCUACUGCGUCCGAGAUUACCACAAGGUAUUGGCUCCUAAGUGUGCGGCAUGUGGACUCCCUAUUCUUCCAUCUGAGGGCUCUGACGAAACUAUCCGUGUUGUGUCAAUGGAUAAAGAUUACCACGUGGAGUGUUAUCACUGUGAGGAUUGUGGAAUGGAACUCAACGAUGAAGAUGGCCACCGGUGCUACCCUCUGGAAGACCACUUGCUCUGCCAUGCCUGCCAUCUGAAACACAUCGAGAAGGGGGCCACCUCUGUGGCCACCCACCAGCAUGCCUACUAGUCCAACUUAGAACCAAUUUUGGUGCCAAUUCCCUGAAUCGGCAGCAGGGAACGUCUAAUCAACGAAUCAUGAUUUCGGUUUCAGAGACUGGGGUGUGUUUGGGUUUGGGGGAGGUGGGAGGGAGAUAAAGGAAAAGGAUGCAUGUCUGUGUGUGCAUGGUUUUGUUUUUCCAUGGCCAGGAAAGUGAAACAUUAUCCAUCCUGGUACAUUUAUCUUCCAAGUGCCUUCCUCCAUACUCAGGAGGUCUUCAGAUUACUUGGGAGAAUGCAUCAUUAUAAAGGCACAGGGAGAUUCGAUCGUGGAAAACCCAAUUAGCUGUCCUGAGACCUGUCUGCUGAGGAUAAUGUGCAUUCUUCUAUGUGAGUCAUGUUAAGUCUGUUUUAAGAUCUCCCCCCAUUCCCCAUUCAGGAUACCAACAGAUUGAUAACAGACUUUCACAGUCUUUCUUUUUCCUUAGGAAAAUAACCAUGUAUGAAACACCCUUCAGAUCUUCCUUUUGCCCCAGAAGUGAGAUUUUAGGUCUUCUUUAGGAAUCUCUGAAAAAUGGUCAUUGUUACAAAAAGAGGCAGUCUUUACAUUUUCAUUCGUGACAUAGGAGAAAUUUGCCAAGAGUGUCAAGUAGAACCAGGUGUUUAUGUGAAGCCAAGGAGGGCACCCAUAGAAAUAUCUUGUCCUCAGAGUAGUGUUUUUGGACCGGACUCCUGUUUUGGGAGUGUCUGGUGAGAAAACAUCCUGUACCAGUGCAGAUAUGCCUCUUGUGGUCUGGGAGAGUUUCCUGGGGCACUUAGACUUUCAAUGACUUGCUCAGGCUCAGAUGGCCAGGAUGUGUCAGGGCACCAUUUGAACCCAGGUCUUCCUGAUUCCAAGGCCGGUUUUCUAUCCACUAUGCCAUACCAGUCUCUCACUGGUUUUACUGACUCCUAGCACACAUGUAGUAAAUGCUUUGAUGAAUGUUUUUCUUUUUUUCAUUUUGUUGAAUCUCUUCAGAACUCUCUUUUCCUCAACUCCCCUGCCUCAACCUCCCAAGAAGCGUGGGAUCCAUAGGGUAGAUCCAAAUCUAUCAUGAGAGAAGAGCUUGGUGCAGGCACCAUUCAGCUCAUAACAGCUCCUCAGGGUUAGGCCCAGGAGCUCAAGGCUCCCGUUGCUAUGAAAUGGAUAUUGGCACGAGGGAUGGGAGGGUGUGCUGGGAACACAAGGGCCAGCUUUUCUUUAGCUUGGCUGCCAUUUUGUAUUUGGGCCUACACAGGGUUCUGGAGACAGACUAAGAGCUAGCACCUUAAAGGAUAUAAAGCAGAUCCUUUUUCUAGAGAGCCAGAUUGCUCAGGAACAUGCUCCCCAUCUUCUUGGAGAAAAGGUAUUUAAAUCAAGAAAAUUACUUCAGACGCGAAGCCACUCACUCUGAUACUCAGUGCCGUAGACCCAGAGAGGCAUCAUUGUUUAGCGGAUAGAGCCUUAUACUUGCAGUCAGGAAGACCUCGGUUCAGAUGCUCCCUCGAACGCUCACUAGCUGUGUGACCCUUGGCAAGUCAC